Messenger RNA from Plectropomus leopardus (leopard coralgrouper), 5881 nucleotides. RefSeq names its product neuropilin 2a (gene nrp2a). Gene Ontology annotation, biological process: axon guidance; vascular endothelial growth factor signaling pathway; angiogenesis. NCBI's taxonomy places the organism in Eukaryota, Metazoa, Chordata, Actinopteri, Perciformes, Serranidae. Gene Ontology annotation, molecular function: semaphorin receptor activity; vascular endothelial growth factor receptor activity. The record is from RefSeq and is a predicted model, not a curated record. Gene Ontology annotation, cellular component: plasma membrane; glutamatergic synapse; postsynaptic membrane.
CGCGUUCACAGCACACACGCCGGUGUCAGAGCCGGAGCGCUGGCUGCACAGAGAGAGACACACAGGAGAGAGGAGCGGUGCCGCAGGAGGUGGCACGACAUGACCGGUGUUUUUGGAGCGCGCAACACUUUAUUUUAUUUAUUAUUCCGUGACUUUUUGAGGAGCAGCUUGUGACACUCGGACUGAGCUGCUUUGAGAACUGUGGACUUUAGCUACCGAGCAGGAGAACCUCGUGUGCGCAAAAUACGCGGGGACGCAGAGAGGGAGAUACGCGGACUGAGGGGCUCUCAGUCGGAACUUGGCGCACCCUGGAGUCGCCGUUGCUGGAGCGCAGAUAUCGCUCGAAGCCUUCCAGCUGCGGAGCGCACGCAGUAUUGAUCAAGGAGUUUGUUUGUUCACUAUUUUUGGAUGAGUAUCAGCGGCUCUGCUAGAUGGACAGACUGAAAAAGGCGAAAGGGCUGUGCAAAUCUGAAUUUCUUCAAUGACAUGUUGUAGGCACAUCCACCGAUGGUUUAAAAAACGCCGUGGGAUUGUUCCUGAAGUGGGCUAGUUUUUGGCUGUUGCCAGCGUUUUUUUUGGUCCUACACGGGUGUGGAUUUUGUUUUUGUUUUUGGAGGAACAGCAAAAUUGGAAACAAACUUAAAAGCUCUCCGCGAGUUUCUGCAUCAUCCAAGAUGGAUUUUGACUCAUCGUUGAUUGGAUUUUUAAUGGCAAUGUGUCAUCUGGCGUUGAGAGUCAGAGGCGAUGAGGUCACAGAGUGCGGAGGCGUCUUCGAUGCCAGCGAGGCGGGUUACAUCACCUCUCCUGGUUAUCCCCUGGAGUACCCGCCUCACCAGAACUGUCACUGGAUCAUCACGGCGCCGGAGCCUUCGCAGCGCAUCGUCCUCAACUUCAACCCACACUUUGAGAUUGAGAGGCUGGACUGCAAGUACGACUUCAUCGAGAUCCGCGAUGGGGCAUCAGACAACGCUGACGUUCUGGGUCGACACUGCAGCAACAUCGCCCCGGCGCCGAUCAUCUCAUCCGGGCCGUCCCUCCAGAUCAGAUUCGUGUCAGACUAUGCACACCAGGGGGCGGGCUUUUCUCUGCGCUACGAGAUCUUCAAAACAGGGUCGGAAUUCUGCUUCCGCAACUUCACCAGCUCGUCCGGCAUGAUCGAGUCCCCGGGCUUCCCGGAUAAGUACCCGCACAAUCUGGAGUGCUCCUACAUGAUCAUCGCCCCACCCCACAUGGAUAUCACCCUCACGUUCCUGACCUUUGACCUGGAGAACGAUCCCCUGCUGGUGGGAGAGGGGGACUGCAAGUACGACUGGCUGGACGUGUGGGACGGCCUGCCGCAAGUGUCUCCUCUGAUUGGCCGGUACUGCGGGACCAAGAUCCCUCCAGAGAUCCAGUCGUCCUCCGGGCUGCUGUCCCUCUCCUUCCACACAGACAUGGCCGUGGCCAAAGACGGCUUCUCCGCUCGAUACAACAUGACGCACAAAGAAGUCAGCGACUCGUUCCAUUGUAGCAUGGCGCUCGGCAUGGAGUCUGGGAAGAUCAGCGACGAUCAGAUCACCGCUUCCACAACUUUCUACGACAACCGCUGGCUGCCGCGCCAGGCUCGCCUCAACAACGACGACAACGCCUGGACGCCUUCAGAGGACAGCAACAAGGAGUACAUACAGGUUGACCUCCACUUUUUGAAGGUUUUGACAGGCAUUGCCACACAAGGGGCCGUUUCCAAGGAGACACAGAAGUCCUACUAUGUCACUACCUUCAAACUGGAGGUCAGCACCAACGGGGAGGACUGGAUGGUGUACCGGCACGGCAAGAACCACAAGAUUUUCCACGCCAACACAGACCCAGCUGAGGUAGUUCUGAACCGGGUCCCACAGCCAGUGUUGGCCCGGUUUGUGCGCAUCCGACCGCAGACCUGGAGGAACGGCAUCGCCCUGCGCUUCGAGCUCUACGGAUGCCAGAUUACAGAUGCUCCGUGCUCAGACCUGCAGGGCCUGCUGUCCGGCCUGCUCCCUGACGCACAGAUCUCAGCCUCCUCCAGCAGGGACAUGGUGUGGAACCCCGGGACUGCCCGUCUGGUGGCCAGUCGCUCCGGCUGGUUCCCCGCGCCGGCGCAGCCAUUGGCUGGAGAGGAGUGGCUUCAGGUGGACCUCGGUGUGCCGAAGACAGUGCGUGGAGUGAUCACCCAGGGAGCGAGGGGAGGAGACGCAGGAAGCGGGGCGACCACGGAUAACCGCGCAUUUGUUAGGAAGUACAAAGUGGCGCACAGCCUGAAUGGGAAAGAGUGGAACUUCAUCAUGGACAGCAAGACGAGCCUGCCCAAGAUUUUUGAGGGGAACACACACUAUGACACCCCAGAGCUGCGUCAUUUUGAGGAGAUUGUGUCCCAGUACAUUCGGCUGUAUCCAGAGAGGUGGUCUCCUGCAGGAAUCGGGAUGAGAGUAGAGAUACUGGGCUGCGACCUUCCAGAAACCACCACGCCGGCCGACACCGUCACGCCUACUCUGCCCGCCGACAUUGAAACCACCACUGUCCCCGUUACAACUACAGCCGCCACGUCUCCGCCAUCAGACAGUGUGUGUGACUUUGACCAUGGCCUGUGUGGGUGGACGCACGACCCCAACGCUCCUCUGCUCUGGUCCCUGCACAGCAGCGAGCUCAACAGCUAUCUGUACAUGGACGCCAGCCUGAAAACAGAGCAGCAGCGCGCCCGGCUCGUGAGCCCCGUGGUGGUGGCCGACACGGGGCCCCUCUGCCUCCUCUUCUCCUACCAGCUGUCAGGGGAGGCCCAGGGCCACCUGAAGGUCCUGCUGCGCGACGCACACAACGAGGAGACUGUGCUGUGGACGCUGAAAGACGAUCAGGGCCCCGUGUGGAGAGAGGGACGCACCAUCCUUCCUCAAUCCCCUAAAGACUUCCAGGUUGUGAUGGAGGGUUUCUUUGUGCAUGGCACCAGAGGACACAUCUGGAUCGACAACAUCCACAUGAGCCCGAACACGCCGCUGAAGGAGUGUACACAACCCUUUGCAGCAUUUUCUCCAGAAAAUCCAGUUAAGAGACCCAAUGAGUUUGGAGAUGGGCGACUGUUCAGUGGCAGAGACCCGCUCGGUGGAGUUUUACAGUUCCCGGAGCGGAACACAGCGUCCCCGUCAUCCGAGCCUCCGGUGACCCGAGUCUCCGAGAAGGACAACUCGUGGCUGUACACCCUGGACCCCAUCCUGGUCACCAUCAUCGUCAUGAGCUCCCUGGGCGUCCUGCUGGGGGCGGUGUGCGCCGGCCUCCUGCUGUACUGCACCUGCUCCUACAGCGGCCUGUCAUCACGCUCGUCCACCACCCUGGAGAACUACAACUUUGAACUGUACGACGGCCUCAAGCACAAGGUCAAGCUGAACCAACAGCGCUGCUGCACCGAGGCGUGAGGAGAGAGAGAACGAAGAGCCAUCUUGUGAAAAACCUCUCGCUAACUUCUUCAUUUCCUCCACUUUCAGUUUACUUCCUCGGCGGUGCAGAUCUCUGGACACAACGAAAGCCACUUUUUUUUAAGCUCAGAUGAGAACUCCCCGCUUGUGGCGUAGUCCAGUGUUGGUAGUUUUUGUGGUGAAAUGAGAGAAAGACUGGGGUUACCCAUUGCGAGGAUGUUAGGCCUCAAAAAAUAUCUACACAUAUCAAUUACAGAUUCCUGCUCCACCAAAAGAGAACUGUUUAUAAAAGCAUCAUAGAUUUGUAAGAGGUCUAGUUUUGAAGCUGGAUACUGUAAGCUACACACACCGAGUCAGAACACGUCGUGUUGGAAAGGUGGUAGGUUAGGAACGUGCUUAGAAAGCGUCUUUUUUGAUCACAUGUGAACACAGUGGCCUAGAACUUAGCUCCUUUGUGCUGGCUUUUUUUUGUUCCGUCGUAGACUCCGCUACCUAUCAGUUAUCCUCUUAGUUCCUGCGGUAUUUUUAGUCACAGACGUCUAUCGUCUCGGCCAUUCUCUUUCUGUUUUUUCGUUCUGGCCUGUCGCCAAUGUGCGAUAGCAGAUAAGUAGAAAAAUGAGGCAAAGAACAUGUAUGUGUGUGUAGAAGUGGGAGGGGGGGGUAUUUUAACACGUUCUUUUAAUGACAGAGAGAGUUAUUGUUAGAUUUAGUUGUGGGAGACGGUUGUUACUGGUUCCUGUCAAACAGAAGGUCAUGUUUACAUUGUGCGUAAUGGUGAAAGGUCAAGGAGCUUUGGUCGGUGCAACCUAUGGAUUGCUGGUUAAGGGCAGAAAACCACUGAAGAGACAAAGAGAGAGUGAGAGAGACUGUGACUGACAGAGCACUAAAUGAAGCCCCCUGCCUCUCUCUCACAGGGGGGCGACGGACAAACAGGAUCAAAAACAGAAGCAGCUCUUCUCAAGCGACUGACUUACAAAGCCUUAAAAAGCAAACUGUUCACGGAAAUGGUGAAAAAAAGGAACGUUGAGGCGACACCGAGACAAGAGACGAGGUGUCCAUCUCUCUCUCUUUUUAUGUGGACCUCAAAAGCCAUGAUUUAAAGGACCUACCCCCCCGCCCCCCCCCCCCCCCCCACAACCCACAUAUACACACACAUCACCCUCACCUUAAACUACUGGCUGAUUGUGUCCUGCUUUUUAUGCUUUUUUUGUAUUCAUUUUUUUUUUCGGCUCUCGCACAGCAAGGUGAUCAUUCUUUGCGAAAGGGUCUGAGUAGACUCACAAGCCAUGAGAAGGAGAGGGUGAGAGAAGUCUCCCACACACGCACACGCACACACACACAUUACUUCACUUGUAUAUACAGAUGUAUAUACAGAACAUGAAGACACACCCUCUCUUGCUCGAGAGGCACCGAAUGAAGGGAACAGUGACUGCUGCCGAGAGGCCUGACGUAUAUAUUUGAGACCAUGGAUUCACACACAUGCACUCGACAUUUAAUUCCAUCCACCAUUGACAUGUACACACACAUCGUCCCUCUCCUCUGAGGCCCGCUUCUCUGGACCCCACUGACUCUCUUCAAAGUGCCUUGGAGCCUCGGGGAUCCAGCUUGCCUUUGGAGCCGGUAUCAGAAACAGUAACUUGACGCUGACAGUGACGGUCGCAGCGGCCCCUUCCGCCUGGGAGGACCAAACAAUGUUUAAAAGAGAGAAAAAAAAAAAAAAAAGGACAAGAGCCCCGUUUCACACUUCUCGGACUGCUGUCGUUGUUGUUUUAAAGGGGUCUUUGUACAGAAAUGCUCUUUUUAUGAUUGUUAUUAUAAUUAUUGUUAUGAUUAUUUAAUAAAGGAUUUAUACCAUACUGAGGAAAAAUGGUCCGUUUAGCUGCUGAGUUUCCAAAACUUUCGCUGGGAAGGUCAAGUGCAAAAGUUGAGCAUUUAAAAUGUUAAAAACAAAAGUGAUUACAGCCCUGGAUUGAUGCACUGUUUUUGUAGCAUUAUUGACAUUCCUGCAAUACUUGUGGACACAACUAACGGUUUCCUUUCCCCAAACUACAUCUGAGACUUUGAGCCAAACUCUUACUUUUAAUUGCAAAAGGAAUACACACGGGGAAUCUCUCUCUCACACACACACACACACACACACAGACUCAUGUUCUCGGUCUUUUUUCUCUGUCACAUACACAUACAUACAUAAUGCCGUGUUGUCAGCCUGCUACAGUUGGCCUCUAAGCUCCACAUGAUGUCCCAUUAGUCUGGACCUCUGGUGGCCCUCAUUUAGGAGCUCCAACAUCAAAGCUUUGAAGUACCCGACGUAUCAACCGCACACACAUACACACACACACACACUCAUACAGUACACAUGCAAUUACUCUGCUUUCUUUUAUACAGCGUGCUGAGUCUCCCACACAUGGCUCCAUUUAUCCACAUAAGCUUUCCUCACCUAAAUGCAAACCCUGUUAGCAAGU